AUGUUGGUAUUUUUGCAGGGACAAAAUGAUCUUUUAACAAGACAAUACACAGAGGACAGAAUGUCUCAACACUGGUUGGGUACCUAUGACACCGCUGAGAAAGCUUUUGAAGCUUACACCAAAAAGAAAGAGGAGCUUAGAAAAAAGGCCGAAAACCAGCAGGUGACACCAGUUUCCAAGGGAGUUCGCGAAGGAAAAAAGGUGGCGAAGCUUGAUGAUAACCCGACCCGGAAACAGUGCAUGGGUGUUCGCAAGACUGAAUCGGGUAGAUGGAAAGCGAAAAUUCGUGACCCAGUUAAGAAAUCACAUGUUUGGGUUGGUACAUUUGAUACCGAAGAAGAGGCUUCAGAAGCAAUUGAAUCAAAGAAGGUGGAAUUCGGGUCCUCCCGAUCCAAUGCCGAAAGUGGGUCGUCUUUGAAGACCCCAAAGACUGAGACUUAA
Lactuca sativa (garden lettuce) is the source of this 441-nucleotide messenger RNA. Lineage: Eukaryota; Viridiplantae; Streptophyta; Magnoliopsida; Asterales; Asteraceae. The record is from RefSeq and is a predicted model, not a curated record.